GAUUAUUAUUAGCCUAUAUAACCGUUUGUUUAGUAAGUAAAGCCGGUAUUGGUAAUGUGCUGAAAACUAUGAAAUACUCUGCUGCCAAAGUUGAAACCAAAGAAGAAAAAGAACAAUUACCUGCUGAUUAUUUAACCUGA
Molecule: messenger RNA, 140 nt
Organism: Ambispora gerdemannii
Lineage: Eukaryota; Fungi; Glomeromycota; Glomeromycetes; Archaeosporales; Ambisporaceae
Source: the annotation of a GenBank genome assembly